UCCAUGUUUCUUUUUGGUAAAUAUAUUCCAAAUUGCAAACCUAUUUUCACCUAUAUGGAGUGGAGUCACGCUCUCACCCUCACACUUGCCACAUCCAGUGCAGAGCUCAUCACCCUCGCCGCUUCCGUGUCCACGACGGCGACUGGUACAGGCUCCGAGAACAUCAGCAUUGGUCGGAUCUGCUGCCGGGGCCAGCAAUGGCGGCAGCCAUCGGGGGCAUGGUCGCCUCGGGCGUGAUCAAGGUGGUGAUCAAGCAGCUCGGAUUCGCCAUCGUGGGCAAGAUCAAGCUGCACAAGAAACUGACCGAAGACCUGGAGAAAUUGAAGAUGACGCUGGAGUCGGUGGAGGCCGCGCUCAGCGACGCCGAGAGGCGGUCCAUCACGGACAGAUCGGCGCUCCUGUGGGUGAACCGGCUCAAGGCCGCUAUGUACGACAUCUCCGACAUGCUUGAUGACUACGAAUCUGACGCCGGCCUGGUAUUCGGAGCUAUGAGGAAGAAGAUUAAUAUGCCAGACAAGAUGAAGAAGAUGCAAGAGAGUCUACAGAAGAUAACAGAAGACCGUCAGAACUACUGUCUUCCGCCAGAAACUCAUACCAACGAGCACCAACUUCCAGAUAUCAGGGAAAAUGCAGGGACCAUAGAGGAAGCAGAAAUUAUUGGGAGGGCCAAGGAAAAACUGGAAAUCUUGGCUCGAUUAUCUGGGAGCACCACUGAACGAACCACCUUCCUCCCCAUAUGGGGCUUUGGAGGCAUUGGAAAGACCACCUUGGCAAGAUCAGUUUACAACGACCCUGAGUUUAAAAAUCACUCUCGGGUAUGGGUCUAUGUUUCCCAGAUAUUUGACUUGAAAUUUUUUGGAAAAACUAUAAUAUCGCAACUAUCAGAACCAGAACCAGAACAAAAGAGCAAGCCGGCACCUGAUUUGCAUAGUAUUAACAUUUGCUUGCAAAAGCUACUCACUGAGAAGAAGAAUAUUUUGAUCAUUUUGGAUGACCUGUGGGAGAAGCAUCCUUCUCAACUAGAACAAUUAAAGGAUAUGCUGAAGCAGGGUGAGGGAUGCAAGGUGACGGUUGUAGUUACCACACAGGAUGAAGGUAUUGCAAAUGAGAUUGGUACUGUUCAGCCAUACAACUUGCCUCAAUUGUCAGAUGAGAUGUGCUGGGAUAAAAUUAGGCAGAAAAGUAAAUUUGAAACAAGGGAUGACAAAGAAAGGUUGGAGCCGAUUGGAAGGGAUAUUGCAAAGAAGUGCAGAGGUGUAGCUUUAGCUGCUCAAUCACUUGGACACAUGUUGAAGUCCAGGCCGCACAGAGAAUGGAAUUCGGUGAAAGCCAAUCACAUAUGGGAUCUAUCUACUUCUACAGAUGCAUCACCAGGAAAUGAAGUGCUUGGAUCCUUGCAGUUAAGCUACAACUUCAUGCCUCCAUACUUGAAGUUAUGCUUUGCCUAUUGUGCAAUCUUUCCAAAGGGUCACAAGAUGAUUAAAUAUGAUCUGAUUCAUCAAUGGAUUGCUCUUGGAUUCGUGGAGGCAUCUAGUACAUUCUCUAAUUGGCAUUCUAGUUAGUGUGCUGAACAUCGAGUUUGUGCCGGAGGUGGUUAAGUGGGCAUAUCGAGGCCACAUAUAUGACCUUGUUAUUGAGUUCGAGGAUGAGAGUAUAUUUGCCGGGAUGGCCAACGGGUCUGAUUCUGAUUUGCACGAGGAUGGUGAUAGUUCGGCACUUAAGGAGGCACCAGUUGCUGAUAGUGGACGUGAGCUGUCCACCACGCAGGGUGCUGAUGCUCAGACGUCUGCGGAUGGGACGGUUACUCCUUCUUCGUGCCGACGACUACCCUCAGGUUCGGCUCUUUCGAGCCGGCAUCUGCACCCCUGAGACUGUGGAGUGAUCGGGUGGAGUCGGAUGAGGUGUUUGAGCGCUCGCUUCCGGCACUGGAGUUUGAGGAGCCAGUGCUUCCUCCUUUGGGGGAGUCGCCGAUCCCGGUUAGGAUUGGGGCGGAGGAGGUCGUUGGCGCGGGGGAGAGUCUGAAGAUGGGGGCUUUGGAUUUUUCAUCUGCGGCCGCGACUGUGCAGGUACAGCCGAGGAUGCCUGCUGCUGAUGGGGGCGUGGGGCAGGUGGCCGCGCUUCCCUCAUCAGGGCCGGCAGUGGGGGAGCCUCCGAUGGUGCAGCUUGAGCCUUCGGUUGGGAGGCCGAGGUUGCUCUACCAGACACCUUUACUUCCUUCUUCUGGACCGGCGGUGCUGGCGAUGGAGUCACAGCCCGGACGGGGCUCGGGGCAGGUGGCCUCGGGGGCAUCUUCUCCUGUGGCGCCUCGAGGGCCUUGUGUGCCGGCGGCGCCGGUGCCGACAGUUCGCCCUUUGGUCGGGGUAGUGGGGGAGCUCGGGCAGGAGGCCAUGGCUCCUCCGUCCCCCGGCAUGGUGCACCCCAACAGAGCCUCUCGGGAGGAGGUGAUUGCUUUCGGUGGUAUCCCGGAUCCGGUUGCUGAGGGGCGACGGUUGAGCAGCCGUCUCCAGGACCAUCUGGAGGUGGACGACAUUCAGCAGCGAUGCGCUAUAAGGGCGGCCAAGCUUCGUGACGUGGAGGUCACUACGGGUUCUCUUCCGGGCUACUGCGCUAAUCCGUACGUGGUCAUUACUCACUCCGACAGAGGCCAGGGCGUGUUUGGUUACUGGAUCUGUCCGAUGGGAGAUGGUAGCGCGGGAUUUAUUCAACCGGUUUGGAUGGCGGUCAUGUAAUAGGAUAGGCGCGUAGUUUACCUAUCUCUGUUUACUAUGCCAGCCGGUUGUGGCUUUUGGGCCUUGUUUUAUUUUGCUUGCUCUGUGUGAGCCAGUAUCCUUUGUUGCAGCACUUUGCAAGACAUUGUUGAACUACUUUAUUUAUUUAUAAAUGUGGCCGUAUGCAUCUGUCU
Molecule: messenger RNA, 2902 nt
Organism: Triticum urartu
Lineage: Eukaryota; Viridiplantae; Streptophyta; Magnoliopsida; Poales; Poaceae
Product: putative disease resistance protein RGA3
Molecular function (GO): ADP binding
Source: RefSeq, a predicted model, not a curated record